AUUACACAAUCAAAAAGUCUCCCCAACUUCCCCCCGCCUCCAUUCAUCCAUAAAUUAUCGAAGGUCCGACCAAAACCCAAAUUUGAACUAAUUUAUUAUUUUAAAUUUUUUAGAUCUUUUAUUAUGGCUAUAAAAUUUCAAACACCAUCCAAAAGCCCUAAUUUUUUUUAAAAAUAAAUUAUUUAGCCAGAAGAAAAAAUGAUGGUAGAAAUUUUAGAUUUAGAAAUAUUGACGUUUAGGAGAGAAAAUAAUCUGAGAUUUUUAAAUACUCCUUUAUAUUAUUAAUUUAUUUAUUAUAAUGAAUGAAAAAGAGAAAUACGACGAGACGAUGUCGUCCAAUAAUGAAACUUUACGGACGAAAAUGCCGGAAAAUGAAGGAGAACAAACGUGGGGAGUAUUAGAGGAGUUGUUGUUGGUGUGUGCCGUUAAUCGCCAUGGGACAGAUAGUUGGGAGUCCAUAGCUAAAGAACUCCAAAAACGUAUUAAACACUCUUCUUCUCACAACGAGGAUAAAUAUGAAAAUUUUGAUGUUAAUUCUGGUUUUUCGUCUAAGAACUGCAAGGAAAAGUACGUCCACUUAAAGCGCCGCUUUCAUGACGACGAAGACGACGACGAUGGUGUGUUGCGUAUGGUGGAGGAAUUACGAAAGCUUCGCGUUGAAGAACUUAAGCGUGAAGUUCAUCGUCAUGAUGUUUCGAUCGUGUCGUUGCAAUCGAAAGUGAAGAGAUUAAAGGAGGAGAGGGAGAAUAACAGUAAGGUAAAAGAAGAACAAGCAGAUCUGAAGAUUGAACCGGUGGAAAAUAUUAGAGAAAAACACGAGGAAGAAUUUGAAAGAUCUUCGCAAGAAAAAGUUAUUACCGGUGACUCGGCUGAGAACCGGUCGUGGAACGAGUCGAACUCGACAAGCCACCACCACCACCACGACGAUGACGUCAAAACCGACACGACCCAAGCGGUUACAGAGGAGAGAAAAUCAAAAUUGAAGCGUGAAUCGGACGAGCCAGAUCCGGUUCAACUAGAGAAGAAAUCGUUUAGAGAAGGGAAGGUGAGUCGACUCACUGAGUCAUUAUCCGAGUCGAGAAGAGGUGAAAGUUUGAAGCAACAGAGUAGUGACGUUCAAAGCUGCGCAAGUUUGUCGAAGAUAAAACGAUGUCGUUUCGGUAGGGGAGGAGGAGAUAAUAGUACUGAUGAGUUUGAGGCAGAGGAGCUUUCUCCCGCUAAUAAGCGGAUCAACGCAAAAUCUCAACCAUUGAUUCGUUUUCUGGAGAUCCUCAGGUCACAUAAACACGGCUCUGUUUUUCAGCGUCGAAUUCCUAGUCAGGAAACUGAAAAGUACCGAAAUGUGAUCCGUCAACACAUGGAUCUGGAUACGGUUCAAUCCCGACUUGAUAAAGGUAUUUACAGCGAUUGUCAUCCCAAGUUUUACCGUGAUCUUCUUCUCAUUUUCACCAAUGCAGUUCUUUUUUACCGUAAAAGCUCUGCAGAGCAUUUAGCUGCAAGAGAAUUGCGAAGAUUUGUAAUCGAUGAAAUUACCCGGAAAAACCCUAAACCCAAAAUUCAACCAAGGAAACCCGACCCAGAUCCACAGCAGCUUGAACCCGUAGUUAAGAAACCUAGAUCCACUACCAUGGUUGUCUGCCGGAGGCGGAUCUCCGGCUCAAUCCAAGCAUUGUCUGAUAGUCUAAAGAAGGGGGAUUCAAACGAUGUUACUAAUACUAGUACGAAUAAUUUUAGUAAGAGUAAUAGUAGUAGUAAAUUGGAGAAUAAUGGUCGCGAAGAGAAGAUAACGCAUGAUCAUGUUCAAAAGAAAUCGAAUAAUAAUGGUGAUAAUGGUCAUGCCGAUGGAAAUUUGAAGAAAUCGAAUUUGGUUAAUGGAGGUUUGAGGUUGAGUAAUAAUAACGAUAAGAAGGUAAUUAGCAAAAAUUUGAGGGAUCAAAAACAAGAGAAAAAUAGUUCUUCAAGUCUUUUGAAGAAACAGGGGGUGGCUAAUUUUUUAAAAAGAAUGAAGCAAAAUUCGCCUGUAAGUCAAGAAAAGAUGAAGAAUAAUGAGGAGGAAGAUGAGGAGGAGAAAAAUGGUGGUAAUGGAAAUGGUAAGAAGACAAGUGGGAGUGGGACCCACAGGAGAAAUGUUAAAGAGGAGGCUGAAGUUUGUGUGACAAGGAGGAGGAGUAGUGGUAGGAAAGGAGAAAAAGAUUCGACGGAUGAAGCUUCUAGAAGAGCCAUUGGUAGACCUCCUAAAAGAAAGGCAGCAAUGGUGAGUGGUGGAAUAACGGUUUCCAGUAAAGGAGGAAGAAGUGGUGGUGAAAAGGUUAAGAAAAAACCUAGGAGGUAAAAUUUGAUCGCAAAUUCUUGUAUGUGGCGGUUUUUCAGUGAGACGCAUUUUAUAUAUGGGCUAAUAUGGCUUGUUUUGAGGUUGCAUUGUAAGAAUAGCUCAAAUUUGAUUAGAUUGUUGUAUAUCAAGGGCAUGCUUUUUUUUUGAAUUGUAUUUUAAUGUUUUUCUAGCUUUGUAGCAUACAUUAAGGGAUGAAGAGGGGUCUUCAUUGGGUUUGUAUUUUGUAGUUGAAUAGAAUGAAAAAGAACAUAGUUAUAGUUGUGGUUGCA
This is a messenger RNA of Amaranthus tricolor (Joseph's coat), 2601 nucleotides long. RefSeq lists its product as uncharacterized. The transcript is spliced from 3 exons. Lineage: Eukaryota; Viridiplantae; Streptophyta; Magnoliopsida; Caryophyllales; Amaranthaceae. The record is from RefSeq and is a predicted model, not a curated record. Gene Ontology annotation, molecular function: protein binding. Bases 299 to 2332 code for a protein of 677 amino acids.